AUGUUUUUCGAAGAACUGCGUCGACACAGAAGCGCAAAAUGGCGAACAAUCAGCCUCCUUAUUUUGCAACUGCUUUUUCUCUCUCAAACGGAGGCACAAGUCCGGUAUUCAAUACCAGAAGAGUUAAAGACGGGGUCCCUUAUCGGUAACGUGGCUCAAGAUCUAGGAUUGGAUCUGAACAGGCUCCGGUCCGGUCGGGCCCGCAUCGUGACGGGAGAAAGCGUCCAGUACGCAGAGCUGAAGACGGACAAAGGGACUCUCGUCGUGAAUGAGAGAAUAGACAGAGAGCAGCUUUGUGGAGAUGUCACCCCAUGUAGCUUCACCUUUGAGAUUUUACUUGAAAAACCAAUGGAGCUGCAUCCCGUGACCAUAGAAGUUCUGGAUGUAAACGACAACGCUCCGACUUUUCAGAACAGCGACUUGGAUUUUGAAAUAAGUGAGUCAGCUGCACUCGGCUCCCGUUUUGUUUUAGAGAGCGCGGACGACGCUGAUGUUGGGCAAAACGGUUUGCACAGCUACAUCCUCACUCCGAAUGAUAAUUUCAUUUUGAAACAACACGUUAAUCCGGACGGAAGUAAAUAUGCUGAAAUGGUGCUUCAGAAACCUUUAGAUAGAGAGGAACAGUCACGCCUGUCUCUGAAGCUCUUGGCUGUGGAUGGUGGGAAUCCGCAAAAAUCUGGCACAGUCAACAUCGACGUAAAUAUUUUAGACGCUAAUGAUAACGCACCCGUAUUUAAUCAGUCUGUGUAUAAGACUGCAGUGAUAGAAAAUGCUCCAAAAGGCACUCACGUUAUUACGGUUAAUGCAAGUGACAUAGAUAGUGGUUCACAUGGACAAGUCACGUAUUCCUUUUCAAAAUCAAAAGCAGGGAUAGCUGAUAUGUUUGGCAUUGAUUCUGUUACUGGAAGAAUAUAUGUGACAAGCGAAAUUGAUUUUGAGAAAGACAAAAAAAUUGAAUUCUAUGUUGAAGCGAAGGAUCAAGGAGGGAUGACGGAUUCCAGCAAAAUAGAGAUAGAUAUAAUAGAUGUGAAUGAUAAUGCUCCUGUAAUAAAUGUCAUGUCAUUCACCAGUCCUCUGUCUGAAGAUUCACCCGCUGGUACUACGAUAGGCAUAAUUAAUGUGAAAGAUCUGGAUUCAGGGGAAAAUGGGAAACUAAGAUGUACAAUUGAAAAAAAUGUUCCUUUCAAAAUUAAAUUCAAUGUGAGAAAUUAUUACGCAUUGAUAACUGAUGCUACAUUAGAUCGCGAAACUCUGUCCGAGUUUAACAUAACUGUCAUUGCUUCGGACGCUGGGUCACCUCCCCUCUUAACUAAAAAGACUCUCAAUUUGAAGGUCUCAGAUGUCAACGAUAAUGCCCCAGUGUUUUCUUAUAAUCAUUAUUCUGGAUUUAUUGUUGAGAAUAACUCACCGGGCGUGUCUAUCUUUAAUGUAAAUGCUAAAGACCCUGAUGAAAACCAGAAUGCGCGUGUCUCAUACAUUUUGGAGCAGGGGGAGAUAGGUGGAUCCCCAAUAUUUGAAUAUGUUUCAGUUAAUGCAGAGGACGGUGUCAUUAGUGCAGUUCGCUCAUUUGACUAUGAACAGAUAAAAGAACUAAUAUUUGUAGUGAAGGCUCAGGAUGGAGGCUCUCCUCCACUAAGCAGCAACGUCACUGUGAAAAUUCUGAUCCAGGACCAGAACGACAACCCCCCUCAGGUCCUGUACCCAGUGCAGACUGGUGGCUCUGUGGUGGCUGAGAUGGUGCCUCGUUCAGCAGAUGUGGGCUAUCUGGUGACCAAAGUGGUGGCUGUUGAUGUGGACUCUGGACAGAAUGCCUGGCUCUCAUAUAAACUCCAGAAAGCCACAGACAGAGCGCUGUUUGAAGUGGGAUUACAGAAUGGAGAAAUCAGAACUAUCCGCCAAGUCAAUGAUAAAGAUGCAAUCAAACAAAGACUGACUGUCAUAGUGGAGGACAACGGACAGCCCUCUCGUUCAGCUACAGUCAUUGUGAACGUGGCGGUGGCGGACAGCUUCCCUGAAGUGCUGUCAGAGUUCACUGACCUGAUCCACGACAAGGAGUACAAUGACAACCUGACUUUUUACUUGGUGUUGGCUCUGGCUGUGGUUUCCUUCCUGUUCAUCACCUGUGUGGUGGUGAUUAUCUCAGUGAAAAUCUACAGAUGGAGACAGUCCCGCAUCCUGUAUCAGUCCAACCUGCCUGUGAUUCCAUAUUAUCCACCACGUUACUCAGACACUUUGGGGACAGGGACUCUCCAACAUGUGUACAACUACGAGGUGUGCAGGACGACAGACUCCAGGAAGAGUGACUGUAAGUUCGGCAGAGCUGGUAGUCAGAAUGUUCUGAUCAUGGACCCCAGUUCAACAGGGACGAUGCAGCGGAUACAGAGUGAGAAGAGCAUCCUGGAUGAACCUGACUCUCCUCUAGAGGUUAGUUGA
Messenger RNA from Salarias fasciatus (jewelled blenny), 2433 nucleotides. RefSeq names its product protocadherin gamma-A2-like. The transcript has a single exon. Bases 1 to 2433 code for a protein of 810 amino acids. Gene Ontology annotation, molecular function: calcium ion binding. Gene Ontology annotation, biological process: homophilic cell-cell adhesion. Lineage: Eukaryota; Metazoa; Chordata; Actinopteri; Blenniiformes; Blenniidae. Gene Ontology annotation, cellular component: plasma membrane. The record is from RefSeq and is a predicted model, not a curated record.